CUUUUUUUUUUUUUUUUUCGCUCUUCCUCGUCUGUUCUGUUCUGUUCUGUUCUUCCUCAAUGGCGUCCUACCCUACCAACGGUAGCAUCAGAGUCUACAAGCCAGACCUCUCCAAGUUCGAUGUCGUGCCAGUGACCAUCAACACGACCGUCCAGGAAGUGGCCAGCAAGCUCGGCGGACAGCUGUUUGUGCGCACUCCGAAUGGCGUCGAGCGCCGGAUGCGCCAGGACGAGUCGCCGCUGCGCUUGCUCUGCGACAAUCUCUUCCUGCUGGGCUACCAGGCCGCCGAAAUCCCGGAGGAGAGCGCAAAGGACCACUCGUACGUCCUUCGCUUUGUUGCGGGCCUGUCGCGCCUCGCAACGCCCGAGGAGACCAUCUCCAUCAAGGGCUUGCUCAUGGAGGGCAAAAAGUGGGACAACCGCUUCUGCAUCAUCAAGGGCAACAAGCUCAUCGAGUACGAGUCGCCCUCGGCCACCAAGCCCCUCCUGACGCUGUCGCUCACGGGCGCGCUCGUCAGCGAGGUCGAGGAGAAGAAAAAGCCUUUCGUGUUUGGCGUCCGCGAGCUCGGCGCCAAAAACCCAGUCCUCUUUGCCUGCGAAUCCGCCGUCGACCGCAAGAACUGGCUGUCGCGCAUUGCGCCGAUCGCCUCAAAGGACCCCAACGCAGUCAACUUGGCGCAGCGCUCGCUCGAGGCCCUGCCCGCGGACGUUCUGACGAGCAAGGCUGCCACCACGACGGCCCUGGAGCUUGCCAAGAAUUUGAUCAGCCCGCUGCAGGACUACUCGGCCUUCAAGACCAUGACCCGCAUCCAGCUGAUUGACAACAACCUGCAAGAGUUCCCGACCGGCCUGUUUUCCGUGCCCUCGCUCUCUGAAAUUGACCUCUCGCGCAACCAAAUCCGCGCAAUCCCGCCAGGCAUCAGCAAGCUGUCCAACCUGCGCAUUCUCGCCGUGCACAACAACCAGCUUUCAACGCUCCCCAACGAGCUCAGCACGCUCAACAAGCUGACCACGCUUGUGCUCGCCUUCAACGACUUUGCAACGCUGCCCCCUGUCAUUUGCCAACUCGUUGAGCUGCACCAGCUCAUCCUGACGAGCAACGCGCUGGAGGUUCUCCCCGACGGCAUCGGCAACUUGACCAAGCUGACCUUGCUCGACGUGCGCUUCAACAAGCUCUCGAGUCUGCCCGCAAGCAUGUCCCGGCUGGUCAGCCUGACGCGCAUUGACAUUCGUCAAAACCCCCUGCAGCAAUUCCCGCCCGUUCUCGCCAACUUGCCCAAGCUCGAGACGCUCGACAUUGGCCCGAACAACUUUGCGCGCGCGCCCGCGCUGGAUGUUGCGCUGCCGGCCCUCAAGACCAUCCGCGCGCCCGAGGCCUUCCUGGGGUCGCUCAACUUUACCGUGCUUCCCCAGAUGCUCACAAAGAUCAACCUGACCGACAACGGACUGACGUCGUUGCCCGAGGCCAUCGGAGACUUGCCCAACCUCGAGUCCCUCAUUGUCAAGAACAACCAGCUGCGCUCGCUCCCGGCCAAGAUCUUUGCCAUCCCCACGCUCAAGUGGCUGUACGCUGCGUACAACCAGAUCGAGGUGCUCCCGGAAAAGUUUGCCAAGUGCCUCAUCCAGAUCUUUGAGGUCCAGCACAACCGUCUGCAAAAGCUCCCGGACAAGCUGCUCAAGUUCUGCUACAUGACCCGCGUGCUCAACGUCUCGAACAACAUGCUGACGGAAUUGCCCGCGCUGUCCGACACGGACGAGCUCAAUGCCGUCGAAGAGCUGUAUGUCGGCCAAAAUCGCCUCAACGAUGCUCAGGUCGACAAGAUCACGGGCAUGCUCAAGCUUCGCAUUCUCGACGUGAGCUACAACGGCCUGACUGCCGUGUCGGGCAACAUUUCGCGUCUGACCGAGCUGGGCACGCUGAACGUUGCAGGCAACAAGCUCACCGAGCUGCCCCGCAGCAUCAACCGUCUCAAGAAGCUCAAGUACGUGCUCGCCAACUCGAACAAGCUGCGCGACUUGCCCCCGCUCCCCGAAUCGCUCGUUCACCUUGAUCUCGGCUGCAACCGCUUGGCUGCCAUCCCUGCCUCCGUCCGUGCGCUCCCCGUGCUCGAGCUUCUCGAUGUCAGCGGCAACACCAAGCUGGUGGUGGAAGGCCAGUUUGCCACGACCGCGCUCCAGCGCAUCACUGCCGAGGCAGUGGCCAAUGUUCGCGGGCUUUCCGACGCGCACGCCAAGAAGACCGAGGCUGGCGGCUACCUGCUGGGUGACGUCUGGUCGUACGGCUCGGCAGACAUUAUGGGUCGACGCCUGCGCAUGGAAGAUUCCUUGGUCAAGAUGCGCCGUGUCCGCGGCAACGAGUUUGAGGCCAUCUUUGGUGUGUUUGACGGUCACUCUGGGCCCGACGUUGCCGACAUUCUCGCCAAGUCCUUCCCGGUCGCCAUCGAAAACGAACUGGGUCGCCUUGGCAAUGCCGACCCUCUGGCUGCGCUCCGAUCGGCGUUCCUGUGCGCCAACCGCGACAUUGGCGAAGCUGGCUACCGCUGCGGCUCGACGGGUGCUGUGGUGUACCUCCAGCGCCUGGACAGCGGCGUUGUUCGACUCUUUGCUGCCAACAUUGGUGACACGGAGGCGCUCAUCUGCCGUGGUGGCAACACGUACGAGCUGCUGACGACCAAGCACUCGAUCGAAAACCAAGUCGAACGCAACCGCAUUCUCUCGCAGGGCGGCUUCUUCUCGGACGACGACCGUGUCAACGGCAUUCUCGCUGCCACCCGCGCGUUCGGCGACUCGUACCUCAACCCGUACGUUUCGCCCGAGCCCUUCCUGAAGGCCAUCAACAUUCAGCCCGCGGACGAGUUUGUCAUUCUUGCCUGCGAUGGUCUGUGGGACGUUGUCUCGUACGAGCUGGCCGUCGAAAUUGCGCGCUCUGUGCCCGACCCCGUCUCUGCCGCCAAGAAGCUGCGCGACCUGGCCUACCUCUACGGCUCGGAAGACAACAUUUCCGUGGUGGUCAUCAAGUUUGGCAUUCACGUGCACGAGGACUCUGCCGAGGAAGCUGCCGAAGCGGCCGAAAUGCAGCAGCGUGCAGCAAACGACGCCAAGCUUGCUGCCGAGAGCCGCAGUGCUGCCGAUACGUUCUUUGCAGACCUUUCGUUUGUCAAGUGGAUUGGAGAGGGCUCGUUCGGCAAGGUGGCUCUUGCGCAGCGCAAGUCCAACAAGGAGUACGUGGCCGUCAAGACUGUGCCCAAGAACGACACCAACGCGCCCGAGAUUGCCAUCGAGCGCAGCUUUGAGCGGCUGCGCCAUCCCAACAUUUGCCGCAUUGUUGCGUCAACCGAAACGACCUCGCAUGCCUUCUUUAUUCUCGAGUACCUCGGCGGUGGCUCUUUCAAGGUCCCCACCCGUCCCGAGGACAAGUUCCCCGAGAAGCUCGGUCGCUUCUACGCCUGCCAGAUUGCUGCCGCCCUUCGCUACCUGCACAAGCAAGGCAUCAUUUACCGCGAUCUUGCCCUCCACAACCUGAUGUUUGACACUGCUGGCAAUGUCAAGGUCAUUGACUUUGGUCUUUGUGUUCCGGCGGGCGGUCGCGGCGCUGCGUUUGCUGGUACGCCCGGCUUCAUGGCUCCUGAAAUGGUCGCAAACAGGCCAUUCGACAAGACUGUGGACUGGUGGGGCUUGGGUGUUGUCAUGUACAUGAUGCUUGUCGGUCGUCCUCCGUUCUUUGCUGACGAUAUUGGUGUCCUCCGCAAUCAGAUUGUCAACGAGGAGCCGUACCUGCCCCACUCGCUGGGCAAGACCGCAAAGGCCGCAAUCAAGGCGUUGCUGGAGAAGGACGCCACCAAACGCCUCGGUGCCUCGGUGGAUGAGGCCGAUAUCAUCAAGCACCCCUUCUUCAAGGAGAUUGACUUUGCCAAACUCGAGGCCGGUCAAAUCAAGCCGCCAGUCGCCCCGACUCCGAUCUCGGUUCAACCUGCCCCGGCUGGCACGUUCACCGGUUGGGCCUAAAUGAUGACAGGCGCACGUUUUUGCCUUGCUUGUUGUUGGUGUGGUAGCCGUGUGCUACAGUAUUCUGUGGAUGUGUGAAGGGGCCAAUGUGGCAUUUUUGUGGUCAGCUUUUGUGUGUGUUUUUGAGUGUUGAAUGCAAUUUCAAUGAACGUUCACCAAUGCUCCA
This is a messenger RNA of Capsaspora owczarzaki ATCC 30864, 4170 nucleotides long. RefSeq names its product protein kinase C delta-PA. The transcript has 5 exons. Lineage: Eukaryota; Filasterea; Ministeriida; Capsasporidae. Bases 60 to 4004 code for a protein of 1314 amino acids. Gene Ontology annotation, molecular function: ATP binding; protein kinase activity; protein binding. The record is from RefSeq and is a predicted model, not a curated record. Gene Ontology annotation, biological process: protein phosphorylation.